This is a messenger RNA of Theobroma umbraticum, 2484 nucleotides long. RefSeq names its product Tesmin/TSO1-like CXC domain-containing protein. NCBI's taxonomy places the organism in Eukaryota, Viridiplantae, Streptophyta, Magnoliopsida, Malvales, Malvaceae. The record is from RefSeq and is a predicted model, not a curated record. Gene Ontology annotation, molecular function: DNA-binding transcription factor activity.
GACUUUCAUAUGUUUUCGACCAAAUACAAAGAAAAAGAAAGGGAGCGUUUGGCUGUCUUUCUCUAGAGAGCUCUAAGCUUCAAGAGUUCAAAGAGAGAAAAAAGAAAUGGAGAUGUCGAGGCUUUGGUGAAAAAUGGAUUCACCAGAUAAAACCCAGAUCACUCCAACUCCUUCUCUUUCAAAAUUUGAGGAUUCACCUGUCUUUAAGUACAUCAACAGUCUUUCACCUAUUGAGCUAGCCAAGUUCAGGCAGACAGAUAAUGCUUUCAAUUCACUAGCUUUUUUGUCCCCUUCAUCUUUAUUUCCUUCCCCGCAGAUCAGUUGCCACAGGGAAUCCAGGUUUUCGGUUAAGAGGCAUCAUUUCUCAGCAGCUUCAAACUCUAGUGUCCUGCAGAGUAGUAAUGACUUAAAUUCUAAUGAAGGAGCUUCAAAAGCCAUUGAGCAAUCUGACUUCUAUGAUGAACAACCGGGAUGUCUCAAUAGUGGCAGUUCAUUCAAAGGAGUAAGUAGUGAUCGACUUGAUGAGCAAUCAGAUUUAGCAAUUGAGCUGCCAAGAACCUUGAAAUAUGAUUGUGGGAGCCCUGAUGGUAACUUGGAGCCUUGUGAUGAGAUACUGAAAAAUACAAGCGAGAAAGUCACAAGACAAGAAGGAUCUCCUUUCCAACACAAUAAGGAUGAAGGAGAAGAGAGACAACAGUCAUUUGAAAAUGAAAGAGAUUUGCGUAAAAUACGUCGAAUUAUGUGGAGUGAAGAAUCAACAGGGUGUGACUGGGUGGCAAUUGUUUCUGAUGUUGCUGAUUUGUUGACCAUGAAUUCAUCCAUCAUUAAUGAGAAUACUGAGGGUCAGGAUCGGAGAGCAGCAGACCCUGGGACAACCUCUUUUAUAUCAACUAUCCUGCAGUUCCCACUAGAUAAUUCCAAUAAUUUAGAAAGUACAGAAACUGGUGAUCCUAAUGGUUCCUGCAAACAAAGUGAAUUCAGAGAGCCAGUAACAGAUCAGACACCUGCCAUCCUGUCUACUUGUCUACUGGACAAGCUAGUAGUCAGUGAUUCAGGUUUGAACAAGGAUGAUGAGGGGGAGAAGUGCAACCUGUACAGCCAUCAGCAGCGUAGCAUACGACGGCGCUGUCUAGUAUUUGAGAAGUCACCUGGUUUUGGUUUGCACUUGAAUUCUCUUGCAAACACCUCAAAAGAUCAGAAUCCUCUUAGUAAAUUAACACCAAGCUCUAUGAAGAGGGGUGAGGUUCCCCAAUGCAACAAAGCUGUGGUUAAAGAGAAUUCUCCGGAGACACCUGCUACUGUUGGUGGCAAUGAGACUGACCUUAAUAGUCCUGAAAAGAAGAGGACAAAGUUUGAACAUGUGGAGGAGAAUGCAGCAUGCAAGCGCUGCAACUGUAAGAGGUCAAAAUGCUUGAAGCUUUAUUGCGACUGCUUUGCUGCUGGUCUGUACUGUAUUGAGCCUUGUUCAUGCCAAGAUUGCUUCAAUAAGCCAAUUCAUGAAAACAAGGUUCUAGAGACUCGCAGACAGAUUGAAUCUCGCAAUCCACUAGCAUUUGCUCCCAAAGUGAUUAGAAUCACGGACAGUGUUUCAGACUCCGGGGGUGAAACUAACAAAACUCCUGCUUCAGCCAGGCAUAAAAGAGGAUGCAAUUGUAAAAAAUCAAGUUGCUUAAAGAAAUACUGCGAAUGUUUUCAGGCUGGUGUUGGAUGCUCCCCCAGCUGUAGAUGUGAAGGUUGUAAAAAUAGAUUUGGUCAGAAGGGUGGAGGUGAUGAAUCUGAAUCUGAUGGGGAGGACUUAGAGACCUGUGAAAGGAAUGCAUCAGAGAAAAAUUCACACGACAUUGUAAUAAAUAGAAGUGAAGAGUAUCCAGAUCUUUCAGUACCUUCCUCUGAUUUAUCCAGGUUGCCAUUUGCUUUUAGUGGGAAGCUCUCAGGAUCUUUUCUCCAUUCUAUUAGGUUAUCUCCUCAGUUGUGCACCACUCAAGAACUAGGUUCAUCAGAUUCUUCCUCAUUUCGGCCCAAGUUUGAAUCACAUCUUCAGGCAAUUCCAGAAGAUAAAACUCCAGAGACUCUGAAACAUAAUUUGUCACCUGUUCUGGAAGCAACCUCCCCAAACUGCAAGAGGGUCUCACUUCCACAUCGUGAGUGCAGUUCAUCCAAUACGUGGCGUAGUAGGAAGUUGAUUCUGAGAUCAGUCCCUCCAUUUCCAUCAUUCUGUCAACCAUGAAAGCUGUGACUUUCCAGUUAGAGAACUCUUUAAAGGUUACCAUGUUCUUCAUGAUGCUGGUCUUCUCCAGCAAUGAGAUCUUGAGGCAAUUAUAUUCCAUAUUUAGUAAUGUACUUCCGGUCCACGAUCCAGUGCUUAAUGAUUAUGGCUCUUGAGCUUUCAAAUUUCAUAAAAGCACUGUAUUAUCUUUAGAAUGUGCUUUGUUUAUAAAAGUGAAAACUCUGUAAUACUAUUUUGUGUAUUUUUUUCUCCAUAAA